This is a messenger RNA of Micropterus salmoides (largemouth bass), 1841 nucleotides long. It is a transcript of the gene mbd1a, whose product is annotated as methyl-CpG binding domain protein 1a. The record is from RefSeq and is a predicted model, not a curated record. The transcript has 6 exons. The annotation marks the transcript as partial. Lineage: Eukaryota; Metazoa; Chordata; Actinopteri; Centrarchiformes; Centrarchidae. Gene Ontology annotation, molecular function: DNA binding; zinc ion binding.
AGGGUUCUGUGCUAAAUUCUCUUAUUCUUUUUUUCAGUGGCAUAAGAAGCGGAAGCGGCGAUCCUGUGGAGAAUGUAAAGCCUGUCUCUGCAGGAAAGACUGCGGCACAUGCGAUUUCUGUAUAGACAAACCCAAGUUUGGAGGCAGUAACAAGAAGAGGCAGAAGUGUCGACUACGUCAGUGUCAGAGACAGGCGAUGAGACACUUGCUGCCUUUCCAGAUGGGACAAGGUGACUAUGGGCCAGAUGGCUCGAUGCUGCCCGGCAGGCCUAGACCUCACUACACAUAUAGCCGAAAGUCAAAUUUAAAGAAAAACAAAGGAUCGCAGUCUGGCUUAGACUUCACUGACAAUGAAGAUGAUGACAGCAACUUUCAAGCAAUGAACUGGAGCUCCGAGCCUCCCAGUGGUAGUAAAUAUCCCUAUGAGCUGAAUUUAAGACACCACCAAUCAUCUAUGCAGUUGAAUCAGUUGGAUUUCGACCAGCGGAACGGACUCCUUGACAGAAUCUCUCACAUCAGCCACCACAGCUCUGAACUAGACCAGCUCAGCAGAUGGAAUGCAGAGAAAUGCCACGCAGGUAGAGAUGGUCAGAAGCAUGUUGAGGAAGAGGAAGAGGAGGAGGAAGAAGAAGAGGAGUUGCCCAUGAUCACACAGAUCUUCAGUUUGGCUGAUAACCCAGCAGGGAGUGGUGCGGACAUUGAAAACCAGCUAAUGAAACUGCUCCACUCUUUGCGCUCCUCUGUACUGCCAAUCCUGUGGUAUGCCAUAAUGGUGGAGGGCCCGCAGCUGCAGCUCAUCCAGUGCUCUAAACAGUCGGGCAUGACUGACACCAUGGUGCUGAUCGACCCAGGCUUCUGCUAUCAGGUCACCGUCCAAAAGCAGCCGCUGCUCCCCACCCACCCGCUGUACGACAAGCACCCAGCGUGCUUAACCUCGGUGACUGAGGUGGUCGACCUGCUCUUGGGGCUGGAGAAGUACGUUGUGUGCCAGGGACUGCCCCCCAAAGAUCCAUUAUCGAAUGAAGACCCACUCAUACUCGAGCGGGCGUCAACAUGUGAUUUCUUGGUUAAGAGGAAAGUGAACAUCUGUACUAACUGCAGAGCGCUGCAAGGACUUUAGCUUCAGCAGAGAGAGAAGGAAAUCUGUGGCCGCAAUGGAGACCACCCAUUUUCUUCUUUUUCUUUCUGUCUUUCUUUUGGUGGUGAUAAAGGAUGUUUUACAGAUUUACCUCUGGACUGUAGUAGUAUGAUUUGAUUAUUUGAAGAAUCACCAAAGGCAUUCCCGGUGCUGUGACAUUAUAAUCCAGACGUGUUUCUUCUCAGAUGUUUUUUUGGUGAAUGGAUUUUCUGCUAACUGUUGUGUCCGAUUUUGGGCAGUGGGAUGGGUAGAGCUGAAUUCUGUUAGUCCACUGUGUGGUUAGUGUGCGGUUGGUUGAUUCACACCUUUACUUGAGGAAUCUACGACCCUCGCCCUCUCACCGUUACUACACUUUUUGAGUGGUCAUUUAACCCCAAAUGAUGUCUCUUUCAGCCCAAAAAUGUUGUUAUAUGUUCUGCAUCUUAACAUGCCAACAGUGUUGCCAUGCUACAUGUAUGAUGUGUACACUAUUUAAUAGAGUAAACCAGAAGACUUUUGGACAAAAUAAUUCAUAGUAAAUGAUGUAAAAUGAUCACUGCAGGAGCUGUGGUGGAUUUCUUAGUGUUUGCUUGACUCGUAGCAUUUAAGUGAAUUGGUAGGUGCAGGAAUGGAAAAAGGAGAUUGUGAAAUAUGCCUUGUAUACCAGACCCUGAUUUCAUUAGACAGAUUUCACUGUUUUAUAUAAAAAAAAUGUAUUCACUUC